UGCGCUGCGAUGGGACGGGGUUCCCUGGCAACCAGAUACAAGCUGCUGGCCAUGUUGCCCCUCCUCACACAUUCACGAGCGUAAAAACGGGACUUGAACCGGAAACCAAACUUCUUUCUUGAAACUUUUUUCUCCGAGGCAAAAGAGGAAAACGAAGCGACCCUUGGUGUCAGAGACUGCACAGUUCCUUCUUUUCAGCAUUUACGACCUACUGCUGGAAAUGUGUCAGCUGCUCAGCAGCAGGCAACCGUUUCACAGCGUUUCUGAGCAGGACACUGAGGGCGACGUCGUGUGAUUUCUGGGCCACAUAACGGACCCUGCUGCUCUAUCAUGGAAGAUGGUACAAAGGAGGAUCCUGCUCAGCAAAAUAAGCCAAAGUUUCUGAGUAAGGCUGGCUGGGUGAAGAAGGCCCAUGGCCGCCUGCUGACGAGCUACAAAGACCGCUACCUCCAUGUGGAGAAGACCGAGGUUGUGGUGUAUGAAAAUGAGGAUCUGCAGAACUGCCUGGAGCGGCUGGACUUGGAAAACUUUGAAACAUGCCAUGAACUGAAGAGUCCCUUCAAGAAGAAGCACAGACUGGUUUUGAUACGGUCUCCAAAGUCUGGAAACAAGAUCCAUGAUGUGAAGUUCCAGACUCAGACUGUAGAGGAGAAGGAGGCCUGGAUCAAAGCGCUCAGUGAUUGCAUCAACCGAGCUAAAAACAAAGUCUUUGACGAGGUGAAAGUUGAUGAAAGCAGUAAUUUAGAGCAUAUUACCCGAACAAGACCUCAAGGAAACCGCAACCGGCGCCCACCAACCAGGAUCCACAUGAAAGAGGUGGCAGAGGUGUCCUCUGAUGGUCUCCUGCGGUUGGAUCUUAAUCUUGAGGAUGCUGUGAUCCCUAAUGGGACAAAUACUGCUAAAACAGACAGUACUGAAAGUCCUGAAACAGCAGAGAAACAAUCAGUGUUGAGGACAGAUGAGGAGAAGAAAGCCAUCAAACCUCCCAUGCCUCCCACCAAGGAGGCUAAAUCCAGUGUUGUACCUGAGAAUGAGCCUAAUAAACAAGAUGAAGAAGAAAAGGUCAUGAAACCGCCAAUGCCUCCAUCAAAAGAAUCUAAACCCAGUGUUACACCUGGGGAGGUGAUUUUACAAGAUGAAAAUACUGAUGGCAAGAAAAACACAAGCCCACCACCAACACCUCCCAAUAAGCCCAGCUCAGCUGGGUCAUUGAGCAACCCUGUAGAAGUGUUACCAGCCUCACCAAACCACCACCCCCCAACUCCUCCAUCCAAGGACAAGAAGCCUUCGCAAAUGGUUGUGGAGCCCAACCAACAGACACAAGAUACAGCUACUGAACAAAGUGAAGACGAAACAGCAAUGAUCAAUGAUAAGGUAGACCAGUCAGAGGAAACUGUCCAAAAUGGUGAACCCAAAACAACCUCUAACAAACCCAAAGUUCUGCCAGAAGACCUAUCAACUGUCACUCAGCCUAAAGGAUCACACUCCACUGCUUCUGAUACCUCAGCACGUUCUCUUAAAGUAGAGGAGGCUUCACUGCAGAGCGUCCCCUCAGUAGUUGUCUGCACAGACGACCCACUCACUGAGACCCUCAACCUGAGUCCGCUUCUCCACCACCUGCCAGGAGAGAAGAAAAAGAAGGCCGAGGAGAAAUCUGUAGACAGUGGUCAGCACUCUGACGAUGAGAGUGAAGGCUCGGUGAAUGAAGACACGCUGGCAGCUUCCACGGCUGCUCUCCAUGGAAGCCAUGCUGGCCUGGAUGUGUUGGAUGGCACUGAAGAUGAAAGGGAAAUCUCUGUCAACUUAAGGCCAUCAGCCAGUCUUCAGGUUAAACCAGAUGUCACUACCUGUCGGCGCUCAGAGCCUUUCCAGAAACCUCUCAAAUCGUCAAUCAAGGCCAGGUCUACAUCAAUCGGAGAUCUACUGUCUGACUCCCUCGGCUCCGGUCAGCUGAAAACCACCUGCAAAGCUGAAAAUGAAGGGAGCAUAUCACCCUUUCAAAAUUCUGUAACAAAGCUUGAGUCUGAAGUGGCUCUGGAGAUGAAAAAUACGAGUGAGCUCCUCAGUCAGGCUCAGGAGAGAAGUUACGCUGAGGUAAUGCCUGAGGAUCUGCUUGCUAAAGCUCUGGAGAAGCUCCAGAAGGCUGACUGCGUCCUCAGAGAGGUCAAGAAAUUGAAAAUUACAAAGAAGAGGAUGAGCUGGUAAAUAAGUAACAGCCAGUCAUCUAGAAAUUAACUGAUUGGACAGUUAUUCUCUGUUCUACCAGAGAAUAACUGUCACCCAAAACAUUUAAAAAGGGUUAAGUUGGUUUGGGAGCAUAAAACUCUGGUCAAUCUAUGGAACUGAGGUUGACUUGUAUUUUUUGCUGUCAAAUAUUGGUUGACAGUCUUCUGAAGUUGGGUUAAACUCAGUCUACUUCGAUAUGAAAUAAAUAAAGCCUUAUGGAAAAAACAA
Messenger RNA from Poecilia reticulata (guppy), 2454 nucleotides. It is a transcript of the gene plekho2, whose product is annotated as pleckstrin homology domain containing, family O member 2. The record is from RefSeq and is a predicted model, not a curated record. Gene Ontology annotation, biological process: macrophage apoptotic process. NCBI's taxonomy places the organism in Eukaryota, Metazoa, Chordata, Actinopteri, Cyprinodontiformes, Poeciliidae.